CCAACUAGGCUAUCGACGGUUUUAUGAAAUUACUAAUCUAUAAACCACAGUGGAGUAGAAUUAGUGAAACAUUGGAAACUUCAGCUAUGGACAAAAUAUUAUUAAUCUUAUUGUCUUAAUCUUGUAUGGAACCUCUAAAUUUUUUUUUUAUCUAUUUGACUAAUUUACCCGCGAAACACUAUCCGUCCAAAUAUGCAAGAACUAGCGGUCCUUAGAUAUUAUUCAAAACUGUUGCCUUACGUGCAACAAUACAAUUGAAGUAAUGAAUUUUUUUAAAGACGUGUUUCUAUCACUUCUGUGCUUGUUAGGUUCAAAUGCUCUUCCCUACGAUAAUGAGUAUGGACCAGAUUACGGUAACGAAUGGAUAAUGUUUAUUGAUGAUAAAGGUAUGAAUCAUACCAUGGAUUUCUCUACCUUGCCUACUGAUGACAGAGGCAUCAUGUUUGGGGACGCGUACUUCUACUUGUACACCAGACAAAACAAUGAGUCAGAAAUAUUAAAUAUACCAGAUGACGAUAGUCCCAUCAUCAGCAAAAACUUCAAUUCGUCUAACGAGCUUAAAGUAAUCGCCCACGGCUGGUACUCUGGCUCAAAUGCGGAAUGGGUACAAAAUUUUAAGGAUAUUAUUUUGCGCACAGAAGAUGCAAAUGUGAUCAUUGUAGAUUGGAGCGAAUUAGCUGACAAUCCUAUAUACCCAUGGUCCGCUUGCAGCACUAGAUAUGUGGGAAAACGAACGGCCAAGUUGUUAGAUAAGUUUUCGCAGGCAAAUCAAUUAAAUUACGUACAUUUGAUUGGGCACAGUUUGGGAGCCCAUGUGAUGGGUUACACCGGAAUGUUCACUAAUGUAACAGUGGAUAGAAUAACAGGACUCGAUCCAGCCAGACCUUUAUUUGAAAUACCUCGGAUAGGACCCAAUUUUCGUCUAGAUAAAAGUGACGCGAAAUUCGUAGACAUAAUUCACACAUGCGGUGGUAUAUACGGCUAUAAAAGAAGCCAUGGCCACGCCGAUUUUUACCCCAAUGAUGGAAAACCCAAACAACCAGGUUGCGAAGGCGUUCAACAAGUCAUAGAAGCCUGCAGUCACGGCAGAUCAACAAAAUACUAUGCAGAAUCAAUAAAUUCCAAAGCAUCAUUUAUUGCAUAUCCAUGUGACAGUUGGCCUAAAUUCAACAGAGGAGAAUGCAGGGAGAAUUGUACGUUAAUGGGCUACGGUGCGUCAUCGAGCAGAUUUGGUGACUUUUAUUUACACACAAAUAAAGAACCUCCAUAUGCAAUAGAAGAAAGUAAGACGUGUGUUUAA
Messenger RNA from Manduca sexta (tobacco hornworm), 1300 nucleotides. Its product is annotated as pancreatic triacylglycerol lipase. Gene Ontology annotation, molecular function: lipase activity. The transcript has 5 exons. Gene Ontology annotation, biological process: lipid metabolic process. Bases 263 to 1300 code for a protein of 345 amino acids. NCBI's taxonomy places the organism in Eukaryota, Metazoa, Arthropoda, Insecta, Lepidoptera, Sphingidae. The record is from RefSeq and is a predicted model, not a curated record.